AUGCGUGUUGUGAGAAGAGAAAGCAUCAUCUUGACUGUUGAGAGUGCUGACAAGCUGGACAAAAGCGGGAUUUGCUCACCUGGACAUCUCAGCAAUGUCAAUCGUAUUGCCGGAAAACUGCAGCUGGAGCAGGCAAAGUCUUCCGGUCCAAAGAAAUAUGGCCGCCGCGGCAAAGAGAAGGCAUCCUCUGAGAAUCUGACGGGCAAUGGGACGACGAAUAAGCCGUUGGCUGGGAACUCGUACCAGGCUGACUUAUGCUUGAAAUUCGAGCAGGACGUCUACCUGCGGGACGUCUUCCAGGGCCACAUUGCAUCUCCCGAUCAUGUCAAGUCAGUAGCUAGUAGCAACAAUGAGUGCUUCAACAACGUUCUUGUCAAACGAGGAGAGUAUAUCUGCUUCGAGAUCACCAAGCCCUCCAACCAAGCACUCACCAAGAUCCAUCAGCUUUCACGAUUGUAUUCACAAGAAGGCCUCAAAGACGACUUCAUUGGACGCGGCGCAACCAUUGCUGCUUUCGGCCUGAUUGUAAAUGGAAACAGGCAGAAAUUUGAAGAAACUGCGGAAAAAGUUAGGAAAUUUUUUGUCGAAGCAGCAAAGGACCAAGGAAGGAUCUCUGUCGUCUAA
This is a messenger RNA of Guillardia theta CCMP2712, 624 nucleotides long. RefSeq lists its product as hypothetical. Bases 1 to 624 code for a protein of 207 amino acids. NCBI's taxonomy places the organism in Eukaryota, Cryptophyceae, Pyrenomonadales, Geminigeraceae. The transcript has 2 exons. The record is from RefSeq and is a predicted model, not a curated record.